AUGAAAACUCGGCGUCCUUUCGGAAUCUGCUCAUUGCAGGUCCGUAAUUUUCCCACCAUGGCUCCUCACGAAACAGAUGUGCAUCAACGCGUCGUCAAAAAAUGGGAGUGGGCUGAUACCUUUCCUGAGGAUCUGAGCCAUCCAAUGGACUCUACCAAAUUCUUAACCAGAUGUAUGUAUACCGCAUUUUGUGACAUAAUUGCAAACCGUCGUCUGCUUCCAAAAACUGUCUUCAAGAUAAGAACGAUUGAUGAGGAUUUGCGCGUCUGCGUACUGAACACGUCAACACCCUCGGGGUAUCGAAUGGUUGAGAAGUUCAGAGGUGUCAGUCACGCUAUAGCAAAUCGCUAUCUUCGCAGUUUAAUGCUCGUAAUCAAUCCGACGAGGGAAGAUGUAAGUGAUGCAGUUGAAAUGUAUACUUGGCACUUGCGAUAUGGCGGCGGUGAUGAUCCUAGAGCGGAAUUCACAAGCACUGAUGGAACUAUCAUUGCGUCUCUAAAAUACGGAGGGAUUCAGAGUGUGAAGAAGCAGGUCUAUGAUUUGUUCAAAGCAAUUAGGAGACUAUGCAACCUGGUGCUGAGUCCCCUUCCGGCUGCUGCGACUGCCACUCUACGAGCCACAUACACUAAUUGGACUCCCGAAGAUUAUCAAGCUCCUGGGUUUUAUCCUUCCCCCGAAAAUCCCAUACUAAGGCCUGAAGCAGGGGAAAUUCGCAUGGGACUGCUACACACCGAUCACCACACGGCCUUUGUAAUGGCGAAGAGCAUAUUUGUUGGUGAAAGCAGAGAACACGAAUUAUUGGAAGGUAAUCGUAUCGGAGACUCUCUCAGCCAGGAUAGUGCCAACUCCGUAAACGAUGGGGAUGUUCAGCUCCAUUCUACUAACAACACUAUGGAACGCAUCAGUGGAGAUGUUUCUCAGGAGGGUUUGCUCGAGAUUCCUCGUAGAACACUCGCGUCACCUUCACAUGUGAAAAGAAUUCGUCUUGGCAGUGACUCCUCAAACUCCUCAGUUGCUAGUAGAACUUCGAGAGCAAGUGUGCUUGAAGUACGAGGAUCUGUCGAUUCUCCUGACAGAUCAGAAGAGUCUGAACUAGAAGAGACCUUUCAUUACGACACCCCGGCAAAAAUACCCAAGAAGAGUCGUGAAAACUUUGAAGAGGUUGCAUCAUCUAGUUUGCGUCUAGAUGUUAUCAAAACGCAAAGUAGCUGUAAAACACCUCCAUCAGUAAAAACACCUGGAAGAAUAAAGUGUGCCAAGUUCACACCAAAAGACACACAACAAGUUAAAAGAGGAUGAGCAGUGGGACACCAAUAGCAGUUAAAAUAUUAUUGGGUUGGAACGAAAGUUUCACCAUAUUUUGCGAAAAAUUCGCAUUUUUCUUGUCAUGAAUUUUUGAUCUUAUUCUGAUUGAAACAGAAAAUUAUAUCUCCACAAUUGUUCCUUAGCAAAUUUCUAUCGAACACAUGUUAUAGAUAGAUUCAAAAGAAGAUUCACGAUAAUAGUAUUGAAAUUUCUGUAUCUAUAAAAUCUCUUUCUUGUGAGUUUGGUAACUGUAAUUGGGCGGUUCUCUCCGCAUUUACAACUGCUCAAAUCUUCUUUUCAUUGAGCUUGUACUAAAUUACUUCUGUUUUUUUUUGCAUGGUAAUCUCAUCCUUGCUCAUUAUCUCAAUAUUCUGUGACCUAUCAUUCUCUUGUACAAAGAUGUUCAGGUUUGCAGUGUAACUAUGCAUAUUCAACUGUAAAUGGUUCCUAUGAAUUGUUUGUUUUUGUGAUUCGAGGCGUAAGUACGUUAGGGCUACUUCUCUCUCAACGAAAAAAAAAACAGCCGUAUUUCGAUCUUCAGAGCGGUUAAAGUGGAGCAUUUGUCAUCGAUUUCAGCCCAUUUGUUUACCUCAUUUACGUUAACAGAUUUAUUAAAUCAAAGCAAGUCUUUGUUGUUGUAAUUCUAUGCUUAUGGUUAGUCAAGAUGUUCAC
Molecule: messenger RNA, 1977 nt
Organism: Cylicocyclus nassatus
Lineage: Eukaryota; Metazoa; Nematoda; Chromadorea; Rhabditida; Strongylidae
Source: the annotation of a GenBank genome assembly